AUGUCUGCUCCCGCUCAGAAGUUUAAGAUUGCCGACAUCUCCCUGGCUGCUUUCGGCCGUCGGGAGAUCGAGCUCUCUGAGAUUGAGAUGCCCGGUCUCAUGGCCAUCCGUGAGAAGUACGGCCCUGACCAGCCUCUCGCUGGUGCCCGUAUUGCCGGUUGCUUGCACAUGACCAUCCAGACUGCCGUCCUCAUUGAGACCCUCGUUCACCUCGGUGCUGAGGUCACCUGGACCUCUUGCAACAUUUUCUCGACCCAGGACCACGCCGCUGCUGCCAUUGCCGCUGCUGGUGUCCCCGUAUUCGCCUGGAAGGGUGAGACCGAGGAGGAGUACCAGUGGUGCUUGGAGCAGCAGCUCGGUGCCUUCAAGGAUGGCAAGAAGCUUAACCUCAUCCUCGAUGACGGUGGCGACCUCACCUCCCUUGUCCACUCCAAGUUCCCCGAGCAGCUCGAGGGUUGCUUCGGUGUCUCCGAGGAGACCACCACUGGUGUUCACCACCUGUACCGCAUGUUGAAGGAGAACAAGCUCAAGGUCCCUGCUAUCAAUGUUAACGACUGUGUUACCAAGUCCAAGUUCGACAACCUGUACGGUUGCCGCGAGUCCCUCAUUGACGGCAUCAAGCGUGCUACCGAUGUCAUGAUCGCCGGUAAGGUCGCCGUUGUUGCUGGUUACGGUGACGUCGGCAAGGGUUGUGCUGAGGCCCUCCACUCCAUGGGUGCUCGUGUCCUCGUCACCGAGGUCGACCCCAUCAACGCCCUCCAGGCUGCUGUCCAGGGCUUCCAGGUCACCACCAUGGAGGAGGCCGCUCCCAUUGGUCAGAUCUUUGUCACUACCACUGGUUGCCGUGACAUCCUCGUUGGCCGCCACUUUGAGAACAUGCGCAACGACGCCAUCGUCUGCAACAUCGGUCACUUUGAUAUUGAGAUCGACGUUGCCUGGCUCAAGGCCAACGCUCAGUCUGUGCAGAACAUCAAGCCCCAGGUUGACCGCUACCUCCUGAACGGCAAGCACAUCAUCCUCUUGGCUGAGGGUCGUCUUGUCAACCUCGGCUGUGCCACCGGCCACUCUUCCUUCGUCAUGUCCUGUUCCUUCUCCAACCAGGUCCUUGCCCAGAUUGCUCUGUUCAAGGCCGAGGACUCCGCCUUCGGCAAGAAGUACGUCGAGUUCGGCUCUUCCGGCAAGAAGGACAUCGGUGUCUACGUCCUCCCCAAGGCUCUUGAUGAGCAGGUCGCCCGCUGCCACUUGUCUCACGUCAACGCCAAGCUGACCGAGCUCACCCCCGUCCAGGCUGAGUACCUCAGCCUUGACGUCAACGGCCCCUACAAGAGCGACAUCUACCGCUACUAA
Penicillium taxi is the source of this 1347-nucleotide messenger RNA. Its product is annotated as adenosylhomocysteinase. Gene Ontology annotation, cellular component: cytosol. The record is from RefSeq and is a predicted model, not a curated record. The transcript is spliced from 3 exons. Gene Ontology annotation, molecular function: adenosylhomocysteinase activity. Gene Ontology annotation, biological process: L-methionine cycle. NCBI's taxonomy places the organism in Eukaryota, Fungi, Ascomycota, Eurotiomycetes, Eurotiales, Aspergillaceae. The coding region runs from base 1 to 1347 and encodes 448 amino acids.